This is a messenger RNA of Columba livia (rock pigeon), 12663 nucleotides long. RefSeq names its product tau tubulin kinase 1 (gene TTBK1). Gene Ontology annotation, biological process: signal transduction; peptidyl-tyrosine phosphorylation; peptidyl-serine phosphorylation. The coding region runs from base 3336 to 7562 and encodes 1408 amino acids. Gene Ontology annotation, molecular function: protein serine/threonine kinase activity; ATP binding. The transcript is spliced from 16 exons. Gene Ontology annotation, cellular component: nucleus; cytoplasm. The record is from RefSeq and is a predicted model, not a curated record. NCBI's taxonomy places the organism in Eukaryota, Metazoa, Chordata, Aves, Columbiformes, Columbidae.
UGGCAGGGUUAUGGAGCAGAUCAUCCUGAAUGGAAUCACACAGCACCUUCAGGAUGGACAAGGGAUCAGACCCAGCCAGCAUGGGUUUAGGAGGGGCAGGUCCUGUCUGACCAACCUGAUCUCCUUUGAUGAUCAGGUGACUCACCUGGUGGAUGAGGGGAAAGCCGUGGAUGUCGUCUGUCUGGACUUCAGCAAGGCCUUUGACACUGUCUCCCAUAAUAUACUCUUGCAAAAGCUGGUAGCCCAUGGCUUGGACAAGUGUACUCUACGCUGGGUUAAGAACUGGCUGGAGGGCCGGGCCCAGAGAGUGCUGGUGAAUGGGGCUGCAUCUAGCUGGCGGCCAGUCACUAGUGGUGUUCCCCAGGGGUCAGUGUUGGGUCCAGUCCUGUUUAACAUGUUUUUGGCGAUUUAGAUGAGGGAAUUGAGACCAUCAUCAGCAAAUUUGCUGAUGACACCAAGUUGGGAGGGAGUGUCGACCUGCUGGAAGGCAGGAGGGCUCUGCAAAGGGAUCUGGAUAGACUGGAAAAAUGUGCUGAUUCCGAUGGGAUGAAGUUCAACAAGACCAAGUGCUGGGUGCUGCACUUUGGUCACAACAACCCCCUGCAGCGCUACAGGCUGGGCGCAGAGUGGCUGGAGAGCAGUCAGACAGAAAGGGACCUGGGGGUACUAAUUGACAGGAAGCUCAACAUGAGCCAACAGUGUGCCCAGGUUGCCAAGAAGGCCAAUGGUAUCCUGUCCUGUAUCAAAAAUAGCGUGGUCGGCAGGGCAAGGGAAGUGAUCCUUUCCCUGUACUCUGCAUUGGUGAGGCCACACCUGGAGUAUUGUGUUCAGUUCUGGGCCCCUCAGUUCAGGAAAGACAUUGAAGUGCUGGAGCGGGUCCAGAGAAGAGCAACACGACUGGUGAAGGGACUUGAACAUAAGACCUAUGGGGAGAGGCUGAGGGAGCUGGGGUUGUUUAGUCUGGAGAAGAGGAGGCUUAGAGGUGACCUCAUCACUCUCUAUACCUACCUGAAGGGAAGUUAUAGCUGGGUGUGGAUUGGUCUCUUCUCCCAGGCAGUCAGCAAUAGGACAAGGGGGCAUGGGCUUAAACUCUGCCAGGGGGAAUUUAGGCUGGAUAUUAGAAAGAAAUUCUUUACAGAGAGAGUGAUCAGGCAUUGGAAUGGCCUGCUCAGGGAGGUGGUGGACUCACUGUCCCUGGAGGUUUUUAAACUGAGAUUGGACAUGGCACUUAGUGCCAUGAUCUAGUAAAUGGACUGAAGUUGGGCCAAGGGUUGGACUUGAUGAUCUCUGAGGUCUUUUCCAACCCAGUCGAUUCUGUGAUUCUCCCCUUGACUGGCCUUUUUCUGUACCUCGUUCCCUGGAGUGCUGGAGAAUGCCACCCUGUUAACAGGUUACUAUGGUAUGUUUUACUUUCAUGUUCUCCCUUGAAUCCAUACAUCCUAGUUCUCCACCUUACUUCUUAGUUCUAUUUCAUCUGUUUGGGUUUUGUUUUUUUUUGGGGGGGGGUCCCAUUUAAGUAUCACAUACCCCUGAAACUGCUCUUUGAGGGUGAGGUGGAGUUUUUUCUAGAAUUCUGCCCGUUUUUCCCUACCCUAUUUCAGAACUUACAGAACUUGGGAUUUCAUCCAGGCUAUCAUUCUUGGCCUUUAUACCAUUGAAAGCCACACGGAUCACACUUGUCAGCUUCUCCCUGGGAUGGUAUGAAAUGGCUGUUGUGGAUUAGACCGCCUGGCAUGUUGCCUGUGGCCAUGGCCGAUGCUGAAUGCCAUGGGAGAAGCCAGAGGUUGGAGCUGGUGGGUAGUGGGUGGGUAGUGCCCUUGUCCUGGAGUGCUCUCUGAGUGGUCAGUCGCUUUCAAUUUAGUGAUUUUUUUGAUCAGAGAUUUUCAUCAUCGUAUUCGGUUGUUUGCUGCUGGCAAUUUUUAUGUUUGUCUUUUUUUUUUCCAAAUUUUUAAUUUUUUUUUUUUUUUUUUUUUUUUUUUUUCUGUGAAUUUUUCCGGUUCUUUGGAAUUAGUGUAAAUGCUAUCCUCCACUGCAUCUUGCAGCAGGAUGUUGCUCAACUCCUCUGUGCUUUGCAUUUAUUUCACACAUGCCACUUGCUACAGUUGCCUACUGCUGGAAAAAGCAGUGAACAAUCAUUUCUUGUUCACCUUUCCUGUGCAGAACUUGGUUGUGUUGACCUCAGUCACACUGCACCUCAACUUGUGGUUCUUCCUAAGAAUCUGCCUCCCAGCACCUGGAAUGCCCCUCUUGCACCUGACUGGCAGGUCGCUGUGCUCUUCUUUGAUCUCCAAGAUUCAGCUGUCUGCCUGCCAGGUUGCCUCUGCAGCCUUCCUUGUCCUCUGCCACACAGGUGGGUAUUCCUGGUGUGAGAGGAUGGCAUACAACCAUCCACUGAGGAGGUUUUACCAGCAGGAUCGUUGCUAGUCACCCUAAGACAUAUUGCCACCAGAUGUCUUCCCCUCCUUGGUGGGAGCAUAGUCAGAAGGUAGGAAUCUAUCUGAAGUUCUUCACUUCCUCCUUUCCAAACCCCGACUUGUGCACUUCAUCCAUCCCUAACAUAGAAAAGCAAUAUGUUGCUUCUGAGGACAGUGAGGUCCAUGUAUAUCUGUUCAGAGAUAGAUAGCUGUAUAUGCAGCAUUUAAAGCAGACUAUGGCUCUCUUAUCUUUCUGCUGCAUUGCUGCCCACUUCCUAGCUUCCAGCCUUUGUAGAGGUAGUGGAGAGUGUUCAGUAGGUAGUUCUGUUGUUUCCCUCUUCUUUUAGCAUAACUUUUUUUUUAUCUCACUUCUACAGUUAGGGACUCGGAACUUCAUAGUCUUCUUGAUGUAUCUAGUUAAAUUCUUAAAUGUGUUCUGCUCACUGAAACACGGGGAUAGUGUAGCUGUCUUAUACUUCUACCUUCAUAUAGGCAUCAGUGCAGUGCUCCUUUUGAUUGGACACUCCGUUAAAUUGUGCGUUUUGUUUUCCCUCAUUUCAUGAAGAGAAAGUUGCUUGUUGCUUGCUUGCUGAAGUACCCCAAUCAGAGAACAGAAGUCACCUUUGUGGUGACAUUGUGUUAGGAGACUUAGAGCUUUGUGGUGUGAUUACAUCUUUAAUUACUUAAACAGAACUAACUGUUUUCUUUAAAUUUUGCUUUCCUUGAAAAAACAAGUUGGCCUCAGACAAAGUUACUCCACUGCUUUUAAGGAGAAGUGGCUGAAUCCCGUGAUCUCAUGGAAGGCUGAAGGCUCCCUGCUGUGGAGAUGAACAUGGAGUGUGGCUUGAUUGAAGAUGAGAUGGAUCUGAGAUAAAUGGCUCAUUUAAAUUGGGAGCUACUAAAAUACCCUCUGGCUGGCAAAUGCAGUGCCUAGCAGCAGUCAUCAAGGACGAAACAAACAUGAGUGGAGGAGGGGAACAGGUCGACAUUCUUCCGGCCAAUUAUGUGGUCAAAGAUCGCUGGAAAGUGUUGAAGAAGAUUGGUGGUGGUGGCUUUGGGGAGAUCUAUGAGGCGAUGGAUCUGCUGACCCGGGAGAAUGUGGCCUUGAAGGUGGAAUCAGCCCAGCAGCCCAAGCAAGUUCUCAAGAUGGAAGUGGCUGUCCUGAAAAAGCUGCAAGGGAAGGAUCAUGUUUGCAGAUUUAUUGGCUGUGGAAGGAAUGAAAAAUUUAAUUAUGUGGUCAUGCAGCUUCAGGGCCGAAAUCUUGCAGAUCUCAGAAGGAGUCAGCCUCGAGGGACUUUCACGCUGAGCACAACGCUGCGAUUAGGCAAACAGAUUCUGGAAUCAAUAGAAGCCAUUCACUCUGUGGGAUUCCUGCAUCGUGACAUCAAACCUUCCAAUUUUGCCAUGGGCCGCUUACCUUCAACAUACAGGAAGUGUUACAUGUUAGACUUUGGUCUGGCCCGUCAGUAUACCAACACUACUGGUGAAGUUCGGCCACCUCGCAAUGUUGCUGGUUUUCGAGGAACGGUCCGCUACGCUUCAGUGAAUGCACACAAAAACCGAGAAAUGGGUAGACAUGAUGAUCUGUGGUCCCUCUUUUACAUGUUGGUGGAGUUUGCGGUGGGACAGCUUCCAUGGCGAAAGAUCAAAGAUAAGGAGCAGGUUGGCAUGAUAAAAGAAAAGUAUGAACACCGAAUGCUGCUAAAACACAUGCCUUCAGAGUUCCACCUUUUUCUGGAUCAUAUUGCAAGCCUAGACUACUUCACCAAGCCAGACUAUCAGCUCAUCAUGUCCGUUUUCGAGAACAGCAUGAAAGAAAGAGGUAUCACGGAAAAUGAAGCCUUUGACUGGGAGAAGGCUGGUACAGAUAUCUUGUUGUCCACUAGCACCUCUACUCCACCACAGCAAAACACCAGGCAAACAGCAGCCAUGUUUGGGGUGGUUAAUGUUACUCCGGUACCUGGGGACUUGCUUCGUGAGAACACUGAAGAUGUCCUACAGGGUGAACAUCUGAGUGAUCAAGAGAAUGCUCCUCCCAUCCUGUCAGGCCGGCCAGCGGAAGGUCUUGUUCAGCCUCCAAACACUGCUUUCAAUGAGGCUGAAGUUUGGGAAGAGACAGACGUGAAUCGCAACAAACUCAGGAUCAGCAUCAGCAAAACUCAGUGCAUGGUGGAAGAGGAGCAGAGAAAUGGUGUCUGCCCCAGUUCCCCUGUCCGAGUGCCUCCAGAGUCCCCAACUGCACAAGUGCGCUCCCUAAGAUACCGCCGUGUGAACAGCCCUGAAUCAGAACGCCUCUCCAUUGCUGAUGGCAAAGCAGAUCUACACGAAAGAAGAUCUCGAAUGGAUUUACCUGGCUCUCCAUCACGGCUCGUAUGCUCCUCCCAGCCAGCCCAGAUGCUGUCCAUUGAUACUGGCCAGGCUGAUCGGCAGGCAAGUGGUAGGAUGGAUGUGUCUGCUUCGGUGGAACAUGAAGCCCUCAGCAAUGCCUUCCGCUCAGUACCACUUGCAGAGGAGGAGGACUUUGAUAGCAAGGAAUGGGUUAUCAUUGAUAAGGAGACAGAGCUGAAGGACUUUCACCCAGGUGCUGAGCCGAGCACCUCUGGAACAACAGAUGAGGAGCCUGAGGAACUGAGACCUGUUGAAGAUGGUGAGGAGAGAAAGCGCUUAGGAGCAGAUGCUGCAGUCAGGCCAAAGACGCAUGAUGGACGAGGUCGGGGUAUGCAGCCUGUGACUGAGGAGGACAGUUCCCACAGACAUGAAGGACCUUCUCAAACAGUAUCUGACAGUAAACAUGAACAGCAGAUGGGAAGUCCAGCCCACUCUCCCCUGCAUUCAGCACCAGCUUUCCGACAAAGGAGACGAGAAUCUGAACCUACUGGUCCUCAGAGACAGUUGGAGGAGGACAGGCCUUCUCAGCACUCCCUCCCGAGGUACAGCCCCCUGAGAAGACUGGCGUCCUCCGUUUUCUCCUCCUCAACUCUGGAGACAGAACACUACCCUCACGUUGGUGGCACUUUCAUACAGCGCAGCCGUUCGGCGGAGAGCAGCCCCGUGCGCAUGCCCCACCGCAGGCACAUGCCCCUCACGGCAGGAAACCACAGACUCAUGCCUUCCGUCCUUCGCAUUUCCAGGUCCCAGCUCCAGCAGGCAUAUAUGCUGAAGUCAUUUGAAAUGAAUGGUCUGCCCAAGGCAGUGCCUUUAAGUUUGCCUUAUCAAGACUUCAGAAAAGAUAUGUCGGACUACUGGGAAAAGCCUAAGGUAACCCAGCGGAUAAAGAAAGUUGAUUUCUCAAAUGUUGUUUUGACUGCCCCUUGCAAACCUCUGGAACCUUAUCUGGAAAUAAAUGGAAAAGAGGAGGAGGAGGAAGAAGACGAGGAGGAGGAAGAGGAGGAAGGGGAUGAGAUUGAUAUGCACAAUGGUUCCAGCAGUGACCUGAGUCAAAAAAGCACAGAGCGCAGCCAGGAGUGUGCACCCUCCACACUCCUGGCUGAUGACCAGAAGGGAUCCAAGGGUCGCGCUUCCACUGCUGAUGGGGACCUGGAGCUGGAGGAAGGCUCAAAAACACUAGUGCUAUUUUCGCCAGGUGAUCUGAAAAAGUCUCCAGUGACCACAGACUUGGCUCCAGAAGUUGAUCUGGGCACUCUUGCUGCACUGACUCCUCAGAGUGAGCGGCCACAGCCUAUGGGUAGCCAACUGGAUGUAUCUGAGCCAGGGACCCUCUCUUCAGUCCUUAAAUCUGAACCAAAGCCUCCCGUGACAGUGGCUACAGCUUCCUCCCCCUUUACCAAAGUUGAGCGCACCUUUGUUCAUAUUGCUGAAAAGACCCACUUAAAUGUCAUGUCUUCCAGUGGUGAACUGAUGAGGCAUGAGGAGUACUGCCCUCCGGGCCAGUUUGAGGAGGUCAUUAUUGAAGAAGAGCUGGAGGACAACCUGGUGCAGAUAGAGAAUGAAAGCAUACAUUCAGGACUGGAAGGGGCACAGACGGAGAGCUCUGUGCUUUCGGCUAAUCACAUUGAAACCACCUCAGAAACAGCAGGGGAGCAGCUGACCCUUCCCAGUGGUGAAGCAAAGCCUCUCAAGGACAAGCCAGAGCUCUUUGACAAAGUGUCACUCUUGCUGGAUUUGGAUGAGCCUGGUAAGGUGGUGACAAGGGAUACUGACCUUGAGAAGUCAGCACUGGUGGCAGAACACCUGAAACGAGCAGAGACCCUCUUCAACACACAGCAUAAAGGCCCCAGAAGGCCUCUUGGUUCCAGAUAUAGAAGUCGAAUACCCAUUUUGUUCUCUGAGGAGGACACUGGCUCAGACCUUUCAACAUCACUUUCAGCCAAAGAGAGGCUUUAUAAGAGGGCAAAGCAACCUGACUUGGCUCGCCUCGUGAUGGAGAAGAGGCAAAACCACCUUCUUCGGCUGGCCUCAGGGGCCUCCUCCUCAGCAUCCUCCAGCGAUGAGAGGCAGCGGGCUUCAGAAACCCUCUCAGCCACUGGUUCUGAGGAGGACACACAUGACUCUGAUGACUCAGUCCCAAGGAAGGCUGGGAAAGAGAAGGCUGCCCCCCUGGGGAAAGAAGAAAGACGCAUAAGCACAAAGAGCAGAAUUCCUCGGCCCAUCACACCAGUGAAAACAUCGCUAGAGGCAGCAAAGUCUGAGAGCUCCAUGGCUGUUGCAAUGGCCAUGCUAUGUAUCUCCCCACAGGAUGCAGCUGUUGCCUACAGGCUUCAGGCACAGAGACCAGCUGGAAGUGUCCCAAACGAGCAGCGAACAACACAGACACAAAGUCGGCUUCCUCCUUCGCUGAGCUCCACUUCUCUUCCUCCACGGAGCAGCUCAUGGAGGUCCAGCUGUGGAUCUCCCCUCAGAGCCCCUCAGAGCCCUGUCCUUCCUUCAAGAAACCCCAGUGCUUCUCCCAGAAGCCUGCUGCCACCUUGGAGGGAAAACCCUUCUCCCUGCCAAAAGCAUAAGCCAGGGACUGCUCUCCAGCGAGUUGCUCCUUCCCCCCAGCGUGCAGCUCAGGCCCUGGGGCUGACAGGGGAUUCCCUGGCCUCUCCUGGUGUGGCCAAAAAACGACAAAGAGCAAAAACCCAGACUCAGAGUCCAGCAACCAAAGGAAAGCAAGUGUCCCUGGAGAGUAAGGCAACUGCCAGAUAAUGGUCUUCUUCUGCCAGCCCAACAGACUGGGUAACUUCAGCAUAUAGUAUACAGUUGAGAUGCUGCAGCACAGCCUUCCAUGCUGGACCCACGAGUGUAUAGCAGUAGCUGUACUUCAAUGCUUCGCACACUCUCACCCCACACAGUUGUGAUCAGCUCCCAAGGGUCUGAGAGCCUCUGAGCCACAGAACCUUCUUCAAGGGAGACAUCCAGCCUGCAGCUCACGCUUGCUAAUGCACAGCACCAAGCAGCAACCCAGGCAGCCUGCCUGGUGCCUAAGUCCCCUCCCUCCCCAGGCAUUCCCCUCUCUCUAGCAAUACCAGUCACCAACACCAACCCUGGCUUUGGAAAGAGGAGCAGAGAUGAUGAGAGGAAGGUCUGCUGGACAGGAAGGCUCCUGUUCUGCAGGCAGAUCCCUCCUCUCUUGUGUCUGGGAAAAUGCUAGCCUUGGCCGCCACCAUCUACCUGAGUGCAAAGGAUUGUCACCAGCUUAGCCAAGAAGGAUGAAUGCAUCCUUGUGUGCUGAGAUAAGAGCAGGGGCAGGCUGGAGCAGGGGGUCUUCUUUCCAGGGAUGCCUCUGCAGGUGAGAAUAGGAGACAGGCAGGUCUUGCUACCUGCUCCAGUAUGUCCCACAGAGGAGGCCAUUUGGCAUUUCUGCUCAGCAACACGGCUGCUCUUUCAGUAGAUUCCUCUGUGGUGAAUAGUUAGACGGAAGUAGGGCUGUAUGGGCAGCUUGCUGGGAAAUCAAGAGUGCUUGCUAAUUGAUGUAGAAGGGAGCACACUGCAGCUGCUUCUGUCUCCAAUACCAAACUGUGAUCUGUGGAGACCACACCUCCCAACAUGAGUGGUUCCUCUCGACCCAAGUGUGUUUGGUGCCAUAGGACUAUAGUCCACCAAACACAGCUCCAUGCUGAAGAUGCGAGUAGUCACUGGAUGCCUUUGGCUUAGGUGCCCCUUGCACCUAAAUUCCUUGUGCUAUUAUUGUCAUGAUCUUGGUGUUUGUGAAUUUUGGCACUGUGGUUUCAGCCACAGCUGGACAGCUACAGGGCAGGGUGGGAAAUUAUCCUGUAGCACAGUCAAAAGCUGCUGCUUUCUGAGGAGGUUUGCUAGCAUGCCAUGGGAACCUUGUGCAUUUCUGUCUAAGAGUACAGUGAGUUGAGUUGUGGAGGUCACGUUUAUGUGUUUCCCAGUGCUCAGCUCUUCCACACAACAAUGGAAAUGUAAAAGCAAGGGCUGUAUUCUUCAAGUAAUAUUAUCAGAGCAGAAGCUUAGUGUUCCGCUAGAAAUAAAUUAACCAAGGUUUUAGCCCCCAGACUAAUUAGGAAUGUUUGAAAAUGAAAACCAGGGUGACUAAUACCUGUCUGAGCUUGGUGAGAUCUUGUAGCCACAAAAUUUUCUCUAUGUCUCGCAGGGGUAAACACUCCAGACCCAAAUACUUUGGAUUCCACACCACUGACUUGCCUAAAAGAGGUUUUGCUUGAGGCAGAACAAAAAUACGACUGCUCUGUACACCCAUCCCCACAGCUGCAUAUUUACUCUUUGCAGACCACAAAGCUUGAUAGAGGUGUCUGGACAAUAAUAACCUUGAUUAAUUUGAACAUAUAUACAAACAGUCACACUGAUGGCCAUUGAAUCUGAGGAAUCCUGAAGUUUUUUACAUCUACAGGAACUGUUCUGGAAAGGUGCAUGAGAGCUGUGAUGGGGUGGCUGUGAGAACAGGGUACUCUGUGGACAUCUGAACAGAUUCCAGAAAGCCAGUGAAUUAUUUCCAGCACAGAAAACAUCAUCUAUUCCUAGUGCUGUUUGACAGGGCUGUGCUAAUGAUGCAGCUGGGUCCACAGAGAUCUGGGCCUGGCAUGAGUUGUCUCUCCUUGUGGUUGUGCUACCAGCCUCAUUGAUCCAGCACAGUCCUGCAUCCCUGCUCUCCCUGGCACAGAGGGGAGCAGGAGAGUGUGUCAAAAGCAGCAUGCUCCCUCAGUUAUUUCUGAUGAGAAAGAGAUGGAAGUGAAAGCUGACUGACUGCAGCAAUGAUUCCUCCCCAGACAGCCUGUGCAGGAGGUGCCAGGUGCUGUUACUACUGAAAGGCUCCUAAGGGUAAUUCUUGCAGAGCCUGACUGCAGAGCCUGUCCCACAGGCUUGGGUGUCCAGAGCUGCUCUCCUUCCCAGUAGCAAGUGAUGCUGUGAUCCUGGUUGGGUGUCACAUUGCCUCUUUUAUUCCUUCACAGAUGUUAUUUUUACAGGAGUUUCAGUGCUGGGCUCUUCCAGUCAAGUGGAUUUCAAGAAUUUGGUAACAAGAGGUGUCCCACACAGCUGCAUUAUUCUGGCAGACGUGGUCACAGGGAUGCUUGCAAGCCCCCUGUUAACAGCCCUGUUAGCGUGCUGCAGCAAGUGGUGCCUGGAUCCUUAUUUCAGGUGUCAGCAGAGGGACACAGGAAAGCCCCUGCCAUGUGGGUGCUGCUCUGGAUCUCCUCCCUGGCUCUGAUUUUCAAGGUUCUGCCCUUAGUUGCUCAGUGGUGAGUGUGAACCCAUGGUACACCUGACAUCAGGGUGCACAGCACACCCUGCUUGCAGAAGUUCCCAUUCCUCUUGCGUGUCUCUCUGGAGGGAUUUUCUGGCAAGCAUGUGGACCAGCAGUGAUGCUCUCUGUUAACAUAACUGUUUAAACUGGCCUGCAUAAGGGUCAACAACUCCUCCAGGUCCUCUCUUCUUCUUACCCCACCUUGCAGGGAGGCUAGAAGGACACCUGCCCUAGGUGGAGAAAACAUGGGAGACCAUUUUUAGGGACAGCAGGGAACAAGGCCUGUGAUGUUAGGGUUAAGUGGUUGAGGUAUGCCAGACAAUUCAGAAUGGCAUUACAGGACGUGGUGGGCUGUCACAUCACAGAAAUGCAGGAGAUGCAAAACCCUGCUGUUCCCUGCCCAUGAAACAUAGUGUGCAAGCUCCGUCAAGCCUUGAGGAAACACAAGGCUGCUCAAACAUUGCUGUUGGUGUCUAGCUGCAUCCUUGCUUCACUGCAAAGAAGAGAAGAUCAAAGAGAAGACUGAGCUGACCAAAGCAGACAAAAUGGCUAGGAAGAAUAAAGGAAACUGGGGUAAGAGGAGGAGAAGCAGACUUCUCAGCACUUUUGCAUGUUUGCAGGAAUUUCUGUGAAGAGCCUGACGCUAUGUGUGUUCCCCAUGAGUGUGUUUGCUGCAGAAUCUGUCAUGGCCAACCACAGAUGCUUGUGCUCAUGUGCGUUUCGAGGUGACCCCUGAGACAGGCUGCCACCGUGCCUGCAUCUGUGCAUACAUGUACAUGAGUGGUAGGAACAGAGAGGAGGAGCACUUCAGGGUCGUGUGUUGGGAGCAGAAGUGUCUUUGGGACUGUCAGGUAUCAUGAGAUACUGCAAAUGCUCUGUUGAGAUGAGAGUCUUUGUGUUUCAGUAGCAAACAUUUCUGAGUCAGUUGUCUUUGGAAUAUGUGAGAGGCAGGAGACUUUGCUAGCACUUUCUAAGUAAAGAAUAUCAUAUAUAUUGUUAUAACAAUAUAAAUAGCGCUCAUUAUAUACAUAUGCCCUAGCAGCACUAGGCUAGUUUCACAAAGCACCUGAGAGUUUGCAACCACCUUUGACUCUGUUUGCCAGCUACUCAGUUGCAUGCAAAGGAGUGAGCUGGGCUCCUGUACAGGCCCUUUUCCCUUUCUACUGGUCCCAGGUGGGUGCCCAUGGCCUCACUGUGUGCCGGCUCCCAUGGUCUCCUGCAGAACCCUGAAUGGUGGUAUUGCCCUUCUUCAGCCUGUUGCUGUGCUCCAUGGGGCUGGGACCAUGCUGAUUGUAACAGAAGAGCCAGUUGGCCUGAAGGCGGGUUGGCAGCAUCUCCAUGUGCAUUAGGGUUGGUAUCUUUGUGAGGCCAGAGAAUAGCCCUGGUUGCAACGCUGUGGUGAACCGUGACCCCAAGCAUAGCCAGAAUCCCAUGAAAUAAUAGUGGUUUGUACACCAUGACUCUCCUCUCCCCUGGUCCCUGAUUUUACCUCCUCAAGCAGAUCUUGUCUUCGAAGUCACUGUGUACUCCCUGCAGGUCAGUCCCUUUCUGGCUGGGGGCUUGAAGCACUCCUGGUUUUCUACAAAGCUUGAGGCAGACUUGUCCACCAACUCAUGCAGCAGACCCUCUACCAUGCAGACUGGUGCUCUAGGUUAUAAGGAAGAACAUUAUCCCUUUUAUUUUUGGAGCUGCAAAUGUCUGGAAAACAGGUUUGAAGUAUGUAUUGAUGAUGCCCUCUGUGCUAAAAGGAGGAAGGGAGCUGCCACAACAAAUCCAGAGGUGAGUUCCUGUUAGGUACCAAGGUGAGAACUCGUCUUAGCUGUUAAACUAGAGUAGGCUGCAGGGGUGAGGUCUGACACGGGGUCGCUGCAAGGAUGCAGCGGCUGAUGUUCACUCAACGCUUGGCUAAAUGACUGCAGGGCUGCAAGGCAGAGGCUCUUGAACUGUCGCCUGCAGAGGGUGUGAGGAGCUCUGCAGAACCGCGACGCUUUAGGCAAGGAGUCCUGUGUGUGUGAAAACCAAUGUCAGCAACACUGCUGUGCUCUGGGACCUGGGCUGCUGCUUCUCUGGACAGGAAUUGGAGCUGGAAACACAGAUGAUUUUUGUAUAUUGCCUUUUAACAUGAUAGCAUGUGACUCUACACUCAGAAACAUUGUAUCUGGUGCACCCACACCAUUUUCUUUUGCCUCUGGCACAGUCUGACAAAGUCUUUUGGCCUGGAAACACGACUUCACUCCUUGGUACUGCCUGCCUGGAAAUGUGACUGGCUCCCAAGGCUAAAUCUCUCUACAAAAGCAGCUGGAGAAUGUUUACACACUACAAACAGAAUGUACAACUGCGACCAAGGAACCAUAAUCCGGUUCAAUUGCAUGGCAAAUUUCUUGGCCAUAAAAUCUGGCAUGUAUCACAGAGGCCCUGUCUGUGUACAGAUCCACCUGCCAUUUGUCAUAAGUUCAGAUCACAUUUUAAAAAAUAAAAUAAAUGAUGCAGCCAUUUCUUCUUCAUAUCAGACACAGUUGUCAUUAGUUUUGUUUUUAAAAGGGGAUUCUUGAUCAUGCCAUUAAAAACCUGUCUACCUUUUCA